UCGGGCUUGGCCCCCAGUUCGUCCGUGUCAGUUGAUUCCAUUUGACGCAGUGUCCAAAACCUCCAAACGCAUCGAUCGUUAAUUGCAGCAUUUCGCUUGCCGAUCGCCAGCUCGCGAGUGAGAUAGAUAGCUAUAUAGCGAGUGUGUGAGCAAUAGAGAGAGAGAGAGAGAGAGCUGACGCAUGCGCAUGCGCAUUCAGCUUGUUUUUGCCUAGUUAGUUGGGCCCUAUCAGCGAGUGCGUAAGUGGACCGCGCUCGGUGGCUCGUUCGCCCCGCUCGGUGGCUCGCUCGUUGGCUGGAUCGUCGACUGGCAUUUGAUGGCCUAUUGAAAACGAAGCGACAGUCAAAAGCGCGCGCACCUCUCGAUACAAACGACACAAGCGAGCAGCCAGCGACCAGCCAGCGCCCAGCGAAAAAUGUACGCAAAGCCCCAAAGCGGAAAGAGCCGUCGCUACCGUCGCUAGCAAUCAUCGCACUCGUCGCGUCAAGUGGACCGCGAUAUGAAUUGAGUUGAGCCCCAAAUUGCGCUAAAUGGGAUUGCCAUAAAUGAAUUAGUAUAUGAAUUGGAUUCAAUAAUAAAUCAGGCCGCGCCGUGACACGACAACUAUCGUGACAAAGUCAUUUGGCCACCUCCCUCCAUUCUCUUCGCUCUCCCUUUCGCUCUGUCUCUCUCACUCUCACUCUCCAACACGCUCUGUGCUGUCGCUGCUAUUAAAUAGUUAUUAUAUUUGUACACAAAUUAAAAAGCGAUCGCGCAUUAAAUAUCGAUCCGGUCGCGGUGCAAAAUCGUGCAAAUAAUUGCCGCCGGCUCAAAAGUUAAUUGAAAUCAAUGUGCAAUUGAGAAACCAGCCAAGCCACCCAAACCACCCAAGCAAUCCACCCACCCAGUGCCAAGUGUUGUAUACAAAUACAGAUAUAUUGAUAUAUAAUAUCUACGAAAUUUGUCAAAAGUUUUGUUUUGUUUGUUUGGUUUUGUUUUGUAUUGUUUUGGCUUUUGCUAUUGUUGUUGUCCUUUGCGGAGCGGCACGCCAACGGGCGAGAGCGUCAACAAAUUUUAAUUAUGAGCAAUUAUAAUCCGAAUUGCGGUUACUUUGAGGAUUGCAGCUAUUACACAAACAAUGUAUAUCAACCGGAUUAUUGCAUGCAGCCGGAUUAUGAAUACAACAAGCACGUCUACGACCUCUUCGAUGCCAAGGUGCCGUCGUCGCAGCGCUCCGGCUUUCAUAUAUCCGACAUACUCAAUCUGGAUGGCUCUGAGCUGAAGAGUGCCGCAGCAGCGGCGGCAGCGGCCGCGCACCACAGCACCCACAGCCACAGUCACAGUCAUAGCACCCACAGCGGCGAACUGGGCGCUGAGCCGAGCAAUGGGCAUGGCCAUCCGACGCCCACGGCUCUGUCGCCCACGCCCAACUCAGCGCUGCCACCGGCGCCGCCCAGCAACCCGGAUGAGCAUGUGACGCCCGCAGCGCACGGCGAUCACCAGACCACGGAUCACUCGGCCCAGCACCACCUCCAACAGCAACAGCAGCAGCAGCAGCACCACCAGCACCUCCAGCACCACCAGCAGCAGCAGCAGCUCCACCAUCCGCAUCUGCACCAUCAGCCGCAUCAUCCAGUCGCCCCGCUGCCCUUGUCGCACCACCAGAGCGCGGGCGGCGCCCAGCCGCCCAUGCCCCACAUGGGCGCCCACGCCAACGCCGCCUCCGCCCAGGCCGCUGCCCAUCUGCUGGCCGCCGGCCAGUAUCUGCCAAAGAACUUCGCCAGCAGCUUCGACGAGAUGUCCUCGUACCACCACAUGGCCCAGACAAUGCUCACCCACUCGGGGCGCAGUGCGUGGAUCAAGGAGAACGAGCUAUAUGGUACUCAACAGCCGGCCAGUCCGGAUAGCACCUCACCAGUGACCUCCGAGGUCUCCUACACAUACAUUGGCUCCAAUUGCCAGACCUCGCCCGCCCUCUCUGGCGACUACAAGAGCUACAGUCGCUCGGCGGACAGCGACGCGCUCUCUGUGGGCGAUGCGCUGCAUACGCUGCAUGGCAGCGCUGCAGCCGGUGGCACAUCAGCGGCGCAUGCGUUACACAACAACAACAACAAUAAUAACAAUAAUAAUAACAACAACAACAACAAUGACAAUAGUCUGAAGCACGAUGGAGGCGCCGGCAGCGGCAGCAACCACGACGACAGUCUGAACGAGGACGGCAUCGAGGAGGACAUCGACGAUGUGGACGACGCGGACGGCAGCGGCGGCGGCGGCGUCAAUGCCGACGGCAUGCCGAACAAGAAGCGCAAGCGACGCGUUCUAUUCACCAAGGCGCAGACGUACGAGCUGGAGCGACGAUUCCGGCAGCAGCGCUACCUGAGCGCGCCGGAGCGCGAGCACCUGGCCAGCUUGAUACGGCUGACGCCGACGCAGGUGAAGAUCUGGUUCCAGAACCAUCGCUACAAGACCAAGCGGGCGCAGAACGAGAAGGGCUACGAGCACACGGGCAUGAUACAUGGCAACGCCAUCCAUCCGCAUCAUCCGUCGGCGCUGCCCUCGCCCCGGCGCGUCGCUGUGCCCGUGCUGGUGCGCAACGGCAAGCCCUGCCUGGGCGAUGGCUCCAAGCUGGCCCAGGACUGUGUCAGCACGGCGACGGCCAUGCAGAAUGCCGCCGCCCAUCACCUGGUGGCGCUGAACGGCGCCGCUGCCUAUCAGCAUGCGGCUGCUGCCGCCGCUGCCGGCCUACACGCCCACGCCCACGCGCACGCCCAUCCCCACGCGCAGCGAACCGCCUGGUGGUCCUAAUAUUGCUAGCUGCCUGGGUUCGAGUAGGUGGCCGACCUGGAUGGCAGCGCCCAACUGACUCUGCCGACUCGAAUACUGGACAAUAAGCGCGAGCUGAGCUGCGUCGAUCGGGCAUUCGAACGAACAAAGAGACAAAAAACAACAACAACAACAAAAACAAACGGAAAUUUGGUGCAAUAAUAAAUAAAGAGCCGCGAGUGGUUGCCGUUGCCCAUCGGCCAUCAGCGAACCACCCAGACUAGUCUUGGCCAGUGCUCUACGCCAAGCCACGAUUGUUGCUGCAGUGUUGCCAGUGACAACAACAACAACAACAACAACAGCAACAACAAACGCAACAGCAACAACAGAUAUCAUUCGUGUAAUAAACAAGAAGAAGAAGAGAAACAUUUUUUUCCCUCAGCUCUAAAGCUGUGGGCCAUUUAGUCGUAGUCAUUUUUUUUUUACACAAUUUUUUUUUUUUUUUUUGCACAAGAGUCGUUAAUAUGAAUAGAAAGAAAAAAGAAAAAAAACAAAAAACAAAGAAACGUUAGUUAAAGUAAGCAAUUUUUUUCGCCUAGCAUUAGUUAAAUGUAAUAAAUAAUUUUAUUCAAAUAGAAAAUAUGCGCAAAAU
Messenger RNA from Drosophila mojavensis, 3394 nucleotides. RefSeq names its product homeobox protein vnd (gene vnd). Gene Ontology annotation, biological process: cell differentiation; regulation of transcription by RNA polymerase II. Gene Ontology annotation, cellular component: nucleus. The record is from RefSeq and is a predicted model, not a curated record. Gene Ontology annotation, molecular function: RNA polymerase II cis-regulatory region sequence-specific DNA binding; DNA-binding transcription factor activity, RNA polymerase II-specific. The transcript has 3 exons. Bases 1060 to 2784 code for a protein of 574 amino acids. Lineage: Eukaryota; Metazoa; Arthropoda; Insecta; Diptera; Drosophilidae.